AUGGCUCGAAGUAUCACUCUCGUUAUCGUUCAGCUCGUGGCGUCGGCAGUUGCGCAAAUCACAAGCCCUGAUGCUGCAGAUACAACAGCAUUUAGCCCGGCUGUACAGGAUGUGACAGAUACCGUUGCCGCGUCUGGAGUUGGCUACUUUCCCUAUGAGAAGUCCCAGCUCACUCCAGAGGUCAUCAGCAAUCUGACUUCUUACCUGGCAACGCAGAAUACUAGCGAUGCUAACGCCGUCAUAUUUAAUUUUGCCAACGCCAGUGACGCAUCUCUGAGCAAGCGGCACAGGACCUGCAAGGCUUUCCCCGGCGACGCCUGGUGGCCGUCAAAGCUUGUCUGGCGGCUGUUUGACCUCUUCCUGGGAGGUGCCCUCAUCGAGGGUGUCCCAGCUGCUGCGGUCUGCUACCCGGAUUGGCCGCAGUAUGAUGAUGCCAAAUGCGCUGACCUGGAUGUCUCGUGGACCAACCCGGCCUGGCGAGCCGCGCAACCCACGGAAGUCGACUGGCCAAUUUUUGAAGGCAUGUCAUGUCUACCACCAGAUCUUGGGGAUUUCCUGUCACGACCAAACUCUACGUGCGAGCUCGGUGGCAUGCCAGCCUAUGUCGUGAAUGUCACAAAUGUCGCCCAGAUCCAGCUCGCGGUGAAUUUCGCUCGCAAUCUUAACCUCCGGCUCAAUAUCAAGAAUUCAGGCCAUGACUUCAACGCCAAGAGCACAGGCGGCGGCUCGCUGUCAGUGUGGACUCUUCAUCUACAGGAUAUCGAGUUCCUGGGCCAUGAUUACCAGUCUUCAUCUGGGGCAAAGGGCCCGGCUUUCAAGGUUGGCGCUGGUAUCACAACGAAGCAAAUAUACGAUGCCGCGCACGAGCAGGGCUUGAUGGUCGUUGGCGGGAUUGCCGGCACUAUUGGUCUUGCAGGUGGAUACACCGCUGGGGGUGGAAAUGGUCCAUUGAUCAACAAAUACGGCGUCGCAGCUGACCAGGUACUCUCGAUUGAGGUUGUUCUACCAGAUGGGUCAUUCGUUUCGGCCGACGAGAAUACUAAUCCUGACUUGUUCUUCGCUUUGCGUGGUGGUGGAGGAAGUACUUGGGGCGUCGUCACGAGUCUAGUUAUUCGUGCUUACGAAGACACCACUAUUAGCACCUUGAGUUACUCAUUCGGAUCUGGGGUCGACGAACACACUUUCUGGACCGCAAUGGAUGCCUUUUGGCAGCAGUUCACAACAUGGCCUGAGGCCGGUAUCUGGAGCUACUUUAGCAUCGCGUGUGCGGACGUAGUCAACUGCACGUUUUCCAUGGCGCCCCAAGUGGCACCAGGGAUGAACAAAUCCGAGCUCGAGGGCCACAAUGCUGCUUUCUUCGCGAACCUCUCAUCGCUGGGCAUUACCGUGGAUGAUGCCUCCUACAACGAGUAUUCAGGAUUCCUGGAAAUGUUCGACACCACGUUCCUCGACACUACCAACACUGCUGGCUACUGGUACUUCCACAGCACGUCACGGUUCUUUCCAGAGAAAAACUGGGAGACCCCAGAGAAAUUCGCCCAGCAAUCAGCAGCCAUCCGCAAUACGACCCAGAGCCGCGGCAGCUUCACCGGAUACAACUCUAGGCCAGGGGUGAACUCGGCCGUCAGCCAAGACAACGCCGUCAACCCAGCCUGGCGAAAGGGCCUGAUCUUCGGCAUGGGCAAUGUCGUGUACGGCUACAACGACACCUUGGAGGAGAUGGCCGCGGCCAACAAGCAGAUGGUGGACGCGUACGCGGGGUGGCGCGCCGUGAGCGACGGCACGUACCUCAACGAGGCCGACAUCAACGAGCCGAACUGGCAGCAGUCCUUUUAUGGUGACAAUUACGACCGCCUCUACAGCCUGAAGCAGAGGUAUGACCCGUGGGGUGUACUUUACGCCACGGGGGCGGUGGGCUCGGAGGACUGGUACGUGACGGAUCAGAUUGAAUAUUUCCCCACGGCGAAUGGACGCCUGUGCCCUGUCGGAUCAUGA
This is a messenger RNA of Diaporthe amygdali, 1995 nucleotides long. RefSeq lists its product as uncharacterized. The record is from RefSeq and is a predicted model, not a curated record. NCBI's taxonomy places the organism in Eukaryota, Fungi, Ascomycota, Sordariomycetes, Diaporthales, Diaporthaceae. The transcript has 8 exons. Gene Ontology annotation, molecular function: FAD binding; oxidoreductase activity. Bases 1 to 1995 code for a protein of 664 amino acids.